ACAGGUUAACAUCUUCGAAAACGUUGUUUGACUUUUGUAUAAUCAUAAUUCUCUUCAACACGGUUGCCAUGGAAAUGGAAUGAAUCUUCCUACACUUUGACAGGGUCCUUUCCUUUCCUUCGCAAGACUUAGUGAAAAAAAUAAUGCCAUAUAUAAUGAAAAAUCAUCUUAAAAUUAAAACCCCAUCUCAGAGAGAGAGAGAAUUUGGUUAGGAAGAAAAACUAAACAUGGAAAGAGAGAAAAGAAGGGUUGUCAUCAUUGGAGGUGGCGUUGCUGGCUCUCUUCUUGCUAAAUCUAUCCAAUUCAAUUCUGAUCUUACUCUCAUUGAUGAAAAAGAAUAUUUUGAGAUACCAUGGGCAAGGUGGAGGGCAAUGGUGGAUCCAUCAUUUGGUGAGAGAUCAGUGAUCAACCAUAGAGAUUAUCUCACAAAUGGCAGAAUUGUUGCAUCAAGUGCCAUCGAUAUCACUGAAACCGAAGUUUUGACAGCCGAAGGCCGCCUUAUUCCCUAUGAUUACCUUGUCAUUGCCACUGGCCAUACAGAUUCUGUUCCCAAAACAAGGACUGAGAUGUUGAACCAAUACCAAACAGAAUGUGAGAAAAUUAAUUCGGCUCGGUCAAUUUUGAUUGUUGGAGGAGGCCCUACUGGUGUAGAACUUGCAGGAGAGAUUGCUGUUGAUUUUCCAGACAAGUUGCUUACAUUGGUUCAUAAUGGCCCAAGGUUAAUGGAAUUUAUUGGAAUCAAGGCUGCUAGCAAGGCUCUCAAUUGGUUAACUUCAAAAAAAGUUGAAGUGAAAUUGGGGGAGUCAGUGAUUCUAAAUGAUGAUAAUGAUGAUGAUGAUGAGGAUAAUGCAAAUGGGGUAAAACUUUUUCAAACUUCUAGAGGAGAAUCUGUGAAGGCAGAUUGCCAUUUUCUAUGCACUGGGAGACCGGUGGCCUCAUCAUGGCUUCGGCGAACACUUUUGAAAUCUAACUUGGACAAGCGCGGAAGAUUGAUGGUUGAUGAGAAUCUGCGAGUAAAGAAUCGAAACAAUGUAUUCGCCAUUGGAGACAUUACUGAUAUUCCAGAGAUAAAACAGGGGUAUUUGGCUCAAAAACAUGCUUUAGUGGCUGCAAAGAACUUGAAGUUAAUAAUGGAUGGUGAGAAAGAAAGCAAAUUGGAAAAGUAUGAGCCUCGUACACCAAAGGCAGUAAUGGUUUCACUUGGUAGGAAAGAGGCAGUGGCUCAGUUCUCAUUCACAACCGUUUCUGGAAGUGUUCCUGGAAUGGUCAAAUCCAAAGACCUCUUUGUAGGGAGGACAAGGAAGAAGUUGGGUCUACAACCUAAUGCUACAUUAAUUGAUUGAUUACUAAUAUUUUGAUAUUUUCACCAUAAAAUUAUUCUUAUUCUUCUUCCUAUUUUGUUGUUUAUAUUAGAGUAAUUUGUGAUAUAAAUACUUAAGUUUAAUUUUUUGUUGCAAAUAAAUAUUUAAGUUUAAUUUUUGGAAGUAAUAAUAUUUAAUUUUUUUUUGUAACUCUGUAAGUAUCUAACCGUGAAAUGUUAAGUUAUUAUAUCCACG
Cannabis sativa is the source of this 1556-nucleotide messenger RNA. RefSeq lists its product as uncharacterized. Gene Ontology annotation, cellular component: cytoplasm. The record is from RefSeq and is a predicted model, not a curated record. Gene Ontology annotation, molecular function: electron-transferring-flavoprotein dehydrogenase activity; flavin adenine dinucleotide binding. The coding region runs from base 228 to 1343 and encodes 371 amino acids. The transcript is spliced from 4 exons. NCBI's taxonomy places the organism in Eukaryota, Viridiplantae, Streptophyta, Magnoliopsida, Rosales, Cannabaceae.